GUGGGGUGGGGGUGGAAGCUAUUUAAAUGUCCCCCAAAAAAGCAGAGCUCUCCAAACAGAAGCUGAGAGCAGUCCUUGAUUUUUCGUAGGCAUUAUGAAACAUCCAAAGAUGAAUCAUCCAGGGAUACUCUUGAGCUUGCUGCUCUUCUCUGGUGUUCGUGGUUUCCAGUACACCGAACUGGCAAACUAUGUGGAUAGUCAUCAAGAAGAGUAUGUCGAGGCUCUACGGGAAUGGGUGGCUGUUGAAAGUGACUCCACCAACAUCCUUAAAAGACCAGAAUUACACUACAUGAUGAAAUUGACUGCAAAGAAGCUUCGAGAAAUGGGAGGAAGCGUCAACUUAAUAGACGUUGGUAAUCAAGAGCUGCCUGACGGACGGAUUGUUAUGUUGCCAAAGGUUGUGACUGCUCAGUUUGGGAAUGAUUCAGACAAGCACACCGUGUGUAUCUACGGUCAUACAGAUGUCCAACCAGCAAAGCUUGUGGAUGGCUGGGCAACUGAUCCAUUCAACUUAACUGAACUCAAUGGUAACCUUUAUGGCAGAGGGGCAUCUGACAACAAAGCUCCAGUUUUAGCUUGGAUUCAUGCUGUGGACGCUUACCAGUCCCUUAAUAUGGAGUUACCAGUAAAUGUGAAAUUCCUUUUUGAGGGCAUGGAGGAAACGGGCUCCAAUGGUCUGGAUGCAAUGAUUCAGUCACACAGAGACACAUUUUUCUCUGAUGUGGAUUACAUUGUCAUUUCUGACUGUGGCUGGCUCAGCAGAAAACCGGCUCUAACCUACGGCACUCGAGGCAACUGCUAUUUCUUUGCUGAGGUUGAAGGCCCUAAGCAGGACUUACAUUCUGGUGUUUACGGAGGCACUGUGAUAGAACCAAUGACUGAUCUUAUUGGGCUUCUUGACUCUCUAAUAAGCCCAAGUGGUAAGAUCUUGGUUCCUGGAAUCACGGAAGCUGUCGCUCCCCUCUCUGUUGAAGAAUUGAAAACGUACCAAGACAUCCAGUUUGACCUUGACAACUACAAGAGCAAGAUUGGCGUUAGUGAGCUCAUGUACAAUAACAAGGUGGACUUGUUGACUCAUAAGUGGCGCUAUCCUACUGUCUCCAUCCAUGGCAUUGAGGGAGCAUUCUCUGACCCUGGCAUUAAAACCGUCAUCCCUGCUAAGGUUACUGCUAAAUUCUCCAUUAGACAAGUUCCUAAUAUGGAACCUGAGACAGUCAAAAAACAGGUCGCAGAGUACCUGCAUUCAAUGUUUGCCAAGAGGAGCAGUCCAAACAAACUAAAAGUCACAAUGGUGGUUGGAGCAAAGCCUUGGAUAGCUGAUCCUCGAGAUCUUCUCUAUGAGGCCGGGAAAGCAGCUGUCAACAGAGUUUUUAAUACAGAUCCUGAUUUGAUCCGUGAGGGUGGUACCAUCCCUAUCGCAAAAACCUUCCAAGAUGUGACUGGAAAAAGUAUCAUCAUGUUGCCCAUCGGUGGCUUUGACGAUGGGCUGCACUCGCAGAAUGAGAAAAUAAGCAGGUACAAUUACAUUGAAGGGACCAAGCUAUUUAUUGCAUACCUGUAUGAAGUGUCCCAGAUUAAGAAGAUCAGUAUAUAAGACAUUUCUGUGGCUUCAGUUUGUCAGUAACUUGUAUUAUUGUAAGUAGACAAAGUCACUUUGGUUGUUCACAUGAUCAAUGAUCGGACAAUUGUUUUUUCAUCCUCUGAGCUUAAUAGUUUCUAAUUAUUACUGACUCGUAAUUAUAAUAAAACUUGCUUGUCCACUCAGUUUGACAUGAUGCUUUGAUCAUUUCUGUAAGACGAUAUGAAAUGUACUACUACAGGCAAUUGAGCUCCCAAAAUAUUUUGCAUGCUGUAUUCCAAGUAAAUAAAAACAAUUGUAUGCUA
Messenger RNA from Syngnathus typhle (broad-nosed pipefish), 1884 nucleotides. RefSeq names its product carnosine dipeptidase 1 (gene cndp1). Gene Ontology annotation, cellular component: cytosol. The transcript has 12 exons. NCBI's taxonomy places the organism in Eukaryota, Metazoa, Chordata, Actinopteri, Syngnathiformes, Syngnathidae. The record is from RefSeq and is a predicted model, not a curated record. The coding region runs from base 95 to 1594 and encodes 499 amino acids. Gene Ontology annotation, molecular function: dipeptidase activity. Gene Ontology annotation, biological process: proteolysis.